Messenger RNA from Rotaria sordida, 1278 nucleotides. NCBI's taxonomy places the organism in Eukaryota, Metazoa, Rotifera, Eurotatoria, Philodinida, Philodinidae. The record is from the annotation of a GenBank genome assembly.
AUGAAUAUAGUUCGACCAUUAUUAAAUGAAAUCUUCUAUUUGAGUUCACGUAGUCCAAUAUUAGCUUUUAAAAAAGUCGAAACACUUCUUGAUCAAUAUGAAAUAAGUGAUAAACAUAAUAAAAUAGAUAUUCUUAAAUAUAUAGCAAAACAAUCUCAUCCACCUGAAGAAAAUUUUAUAUCACAGAUUCAAAAAAUGAUAUCUUCAAAUUUUGUUGAUAGUUGUGAACGAAUUCAUUUAUAUACAGAACCAAAAUAUACUGAAUUAUUUCAUCUUAUUGGACGACAACCUGAUGGUGUACGUUCACUUGUUCAUAUGCGUGCUGAUAUACUUGAAUUUCUUCCUGAAAUAGAUUCACCUGAUUAUGUUAAACGAAUGAGUACUAAUCUUCGUGAUUUAUUAGCUACAUGGUUUACAACAGGUUUACUUGAAGUUGAACGUGUUACAUGGCAAAGUCCUUGUGAAAUAGUUCAACGUAUCUCUGAAUAUGAAGCGGUACAUCCUAUACGAAAUUGGACUGAUUUAAAACGACGUUUAGGACAUUAUCGUCGAUGUUUUGCUUAUAUUCAUCAUAUGAUGCCAAAUGAUCCAUUGGUUAUUUUACAUGUUGCAUUAGUGGAUAAUAUAUCAGAUUCAAUUCAAACUCUUUUAAAUCGAGUUUCACCUGUAUCGAAUACAUCUGAAGAUAUUCUUCAUGAAGAUCCAUCAUUAAUUAAUUCAGCAAUAUUUUAUUCGAUUUCGUCUACUCAACCAGGUCUUCGAGGUAUUGAACUAGGUAAUGCAUUAAUUAAACGUUGUGUUCGACAGUUACAAGUUGAACAUCCAGAAUUAGAAAAAUUCUCUUCACUUUCUCCAAUUCCUGAUUUUCGUAAAUGGCUUAUGGAAGAAUUAAAUUCUUCGUCAACAUCAAUACUUUCAUCUGAAAUACGUUCAUGGUUUCGUUCACUAUUUUCAACAUCAACAUGGCAUUUAGAUGAACAAAUUCUUAAUGAUAUUCGACCAAUAUUAAUGCAUCUUUGUGCAUAUUAUUUAACUCAAGUAAAACAUUCAAAGACAGGUUAUGCACGAGAUCCUGUUACAAAUUUUCAUUUACGUAAUGGUGCUGUUAUUUGGCGUCUUAAUUGGUUAGCUGAUCGUAGUGAACGUGGUUGGAAACAAUCAUUAUCAAUGAUGGUUAAUUAUCGUUAUUAUAGUUUCGAUAGAAUUGAUCGAAAUAGUAUCGAUUAUAUUGAUAAACAAACUAUACAAAUUGAUGAACAAGUUUCAAAAUUACUUUAA